Molecule: messenger RNA, 944 nt
Organism: Psylliodes chrysocephalus
Lineage: Eukaryota; Metazoa; Arthropoda; Insecta; Coleoptera; Chrysomelidae
Source: the annotation of a GenBank genome assembly
AUAGUACUCACGUCAUUGGAAAUUAGUAUUAGUUCAAUAAAAAUGAGUUUCAUAUUCCCACAGCUUUGGGCAAAUAACAGCAAUAUAACCUUCGUAUUGAACUCAUCACAUUUAUCAAAAUAUCGACAUUUAUUAAAAUGGAAAAAUAAAGCAUCUAUUCUGGAAUUUGGUUUCGCAAACGGACACAAUUCAAACCAGGUUUUACGUCCUCUUUUACCUAAUGAUUAUAAGGAAUUUAUUGGUAGCGAUAUAUCUAAACAAAUGGUUGAAGAAGCUAAGAAAGAAUUUCGUAUGCCCAGAUCAAAUAUUGUUCAAAUGUCUAUUGAUGGAAAUAUUCCGGAUGAGUUCCAUAACCGAUUUGAUCAUGUAUUCAGUUUUCUAACUAUGCACUUAGUACAGAAUCCCAGACAAGCCUUCAAAAAUAUUUACCAAAUUUUAAAACCCGGAGGUUGGAUGUUUUUGACUUUUUUCGAACGAACUCCGGUCGAUGACGUCUUUGACAAAAUAUCAAAGAAUCCAAAAUGGAGCAAUUAUAGACAAGACGAAAUGAUAUCCAAGUACUAUUAUAGUGACAAUCCACAAAAAGGAUACAGAAAGGAUAUAGAUGCGGCCAAUUUUAAGGAUUACCAUUUUAAUAUCGAAAAGGAUACUUACGAAUUUGGCUCUAUUGAAGAAAUGAAUAACCUAGCCAUUGCAGUAAAUGCUACGAUUCCCAAUAUUCCUGAAGAAUUAAUGAGCGAAUACAUCGCUUACUUUUUGAAAGAAGUUCAAAAUGGUAAAUUGGUUAAUCUAACCAAUAAAGAUGGAAAACAAUGUGCUUGUUUCAACACUACAACUUUCAUUGUGCAUGCUACAAAACCUUAAAAUAAAAAUACUUGAUGAGUACGUCUAGGUAUUUAAUAUUAUUUUUUUAAUUUUGUUUUAUUAAAAAUUCGUAUUUAUAA